Messenger RNA from Lathyrus sativus (Indian pea), 684 nucleotides. NCBI's taxonomy places the organism in Eukaryota, Viridiplantae, Streptophyta, Magnoliopsida, Fabales, Fabaceae. The record is from the annotation of a GenBank genome assembly.
AUGACCACAAACCUUGUGGAAUCUCUAAACGGCGUAUUUAAAGGAAUUAGAAACCUCCACAUCACUGCGUUGGUAAGAGCAACCUAUUAUAGAUUGGGGUCACUUUUUGCAGCAAGAGGCAAAAAAUGGAGCGCUGUUUUGGAAUCAGGGCAAUUAUUCAGCGAAACCUGCAUGAAAUAUAUGAAGGAGGAAACUGUUAAAGAGGCCUCACAUCGAGUUAGAGCAUUUGACAGUCACGAUUACAGCUUCAUUGUUGACGAGACAAAGGAUUAUAAUGAGGGUCGGCCAAUGGGAUACUACAAGGUGGAAAUUCAUAAAAAUUGGUGCGACUGCGGAAAGUUUCAAACUUUCUGUAUGCCUCGUUCAUAUGUCAUUGUCGCAUGUUCCAGUGUUCGUCAGGAUCCAUUCUUGCAACUAUCAGAAGUUUACAAGGUCGUGAACUUAUUCGGUAUCUCCAAUAACAGCUUUCUAGUGGUAACUAGUGAGGACUAUUGGUCAACCUAUCAUGGGGACACAAUUUACCACAACGAAAACAUGAGAAGAAACAAAAAGGGUCGGUCCAAAAGCACGCAAAUUAGAACUGAAAUGGAUACAACUGAGAAAAUGGAAAGAUUGUGUGGAAUAUGUCGUCUUUCCGGGCAUACGAGAAAACGUUGUCCAAAUGUUGGAACAAGUUCUAGAUAG